Molecule: messenger RNA, 1851 nt
Organism: Aspergillus ruber CBS 135680
Lineage: Eukaryota; Fungi; Ascomycota; Eurotiomycetes; Eurotiales; Aspergillaceae
Product: protein phosphatase 2A structural subunit TPD3
Exons: 9
Coding region: 1-1851 (616 amino acids)
Biological process (GO): protein dephosphorylation
Cellular component (GO): protein phosphatase type 2A complex; cytoplasm
Molecular function (GO): protein phosphatase regulator activity
Source: RefSeq, a predicted model, not a curated record
AUGGAGGGUCAGGGCGAAAAUGACGAGCUCUACCCUAUCGCCGUCCUCAUUGACGAGUUAAAGCACGACGAUGUUCUCCUCCGCCUUAAUGCCAUUCACCGCCUCUCUACUAUCGCGUUGGCCCUCGGUCCCGAGAGAACUCGCGAUGAGCUCAUUCCAUUCCUUGAUGACUCCGUGGAGGACGAGGACGAGGUCCUGACCGCACUCAGUGACGAGCUCGGUGACUUUACAGAAUAUGUUGGCGGCCCGGAGUUUGGGCAUGUUCUCCUCUCUCCCCUGGAAAACCUGGCCGCCAUCGAAGAGCCUUUGGUUCGGGAAAAGGCGGUGGAAUCCCUCUGCAAGAUUGGCGAGCAAUUGUCCGAAAAACAAGUCGAAGAGCACUUCGUCCCCAUGGUUCUUCGCCUAUCGAAAGCGGACUGGUUCACGUCGAAAGUAUCCGCUACCGGUCUGUACUGCGUCCCAUACAAGAAAGCGCCCCAACCCCUGCAGCAAAGCCUUCGACAAUAUUUCGGCGCGUUGGUGCACGACGAGACCCCGAUGGUGCGGCGACAGGCGGCGAAUAAUCUCGCCAAGUUUGUCAAAGAAUUGGACACGCCAGUUGUCAUCGAGGAAAUGAUACCCUUGUUCCAGUACCUUGCCAGUGACGACCAAGAUAGUGUGCGUCUCCUUACAGUGGAUAUUCUUAUUGCGAUUGCGGAGGAAAUUCCCAAGGAACAACAGCCCAGCCACGGCGUCCUGUUGACAUCCCUGCGGAACUUGUUCGAGGAUAAGAGCUGGAGAGUCAGAUAUAUGGUCGCCGACAGAUAUGAAAAGAUCGCUAAUGCUGUGCACGAAGAAGUGAUCACUCGUGACAUGGUGCCCUCAUUUGUUAAGCUCCUGAAGGAUACGGAAGCAGAAGUUCGCACUGCAAUUGCCGGCCAGAUCCCAGGUUUCUGCAGUCUGAUCGACCGGGAGACCCUUCUUAAUGAGAUCAUGACUAGCGUUGAAGACCUUGUUUCGGACCCAUCUCAACACGUGCGCGCGGCUCUGGGUACGCAAAUUAGCGGUCUCUCGCCACUCCUCGGAAAGGAAGAGACUAUUGCUCAUCUCCUUCCGAUGUUCCUUCAAAUGCUCAAGGACGAAUACCCCGACGUCCGUUUGCACAUCAUUUCCAAGUUGGAGCAUGUCAAUAAGGUUAUCGGCAUUGAUCUUCUUUCUCAGUCGCUUCUUCCCGCAAUUGUCCAACUGGCCGAGGACAAGCAAUGGCGAGUCCGUCUUGCCAUCAUCGAAUAUAUCCCCCUGCUUGCCAGCCAGCUGGGCGUUAAGUUCUUCGAUGAGCAACUUAGCGACCUUUGCAUGGGGUGGCUUGGUGACACCGUCUUCUCUAUUCGUGAGGCCGCUACCACCAACUUGAGAAAGCUGACCGAGGUUUUCGGAAUCGAAUGGGCCCAGGGCUCGAUUAUUCCCAAGGUUAUGGCUAUGGGACAGCACCCCAACUACCUCUACAGAAUGACAACCUGCUUUGCAAUUUCCACCCUUGCACCUGUUGUUUCUCUGGAUAUCACUGAAAACUCAAUUAUCCCCAUCAUGGACCGACUCACAGCAGACGAGAUCCCGAACAUUCGGUUCAACGUUGCCAAGUCGUACGCCGUGCUGAUCGACACAUUGCGCCGUCUGCCGGCCGAGGGAACCCUGACCGACUUGGAGAAGUCCGGCCAAACCGGCCCGCCCUCGCCGCGGGGCCAGGAACUCAUCCAGCAACGGAUCCUGCCGAACCUGGAAAAGCUGCAGGAGGAUGAGGAUGUUGAUGUGCGGUACUUCGCUACGACCGCUGCCGGCCCCCCAGAGGAGAACAUGCAAACUUCGCCGUAA